ACGAAGACUGAGUUAAAGUGGUUGUUCAGGAAACGGUACCCGUGCUCUGACCCGUUGACCUCCGCACGUGCUCUGGUUCGACCGGAGCGGUGACGUCAUCAGCUGGGAGAGAUUAAUGGCAGAAGUUGAACAUCCAGCGUACAUCCGGGGAUUUUCAGGAAUUAAACAAGAGUCGGACAACAACACCAUUAGGUCCUGCAGUUCUUAUUCAACGUCUUUCGACUGCCCUUCUUCCAGGUACUCGUUACCAUACCAGCCACCGGGAUCUUCGUCAGCAGCCAAACAGAAUUCUUCUCCAACCAAGUUACCUCCGGCGUCGUACUUAUAUCCGGGGCUCUUCUGGUCGUGGAAUGCAGGCGGGGUUCGCCCCAUUUAGCUGCCCAGAUCCUUCUCCGAUCAUCCCCAGCGAGGACGUCGAUUUUUUCUUCACCAUCUAGACAAGCCACUGUUUCCUGGUGGAUUUCCAUUCUACUCUUACUUGACACCCGGUGCUCACCAACAACCGAUCACAUCGUCGGCGCCCAGGACACCUUCCAAUCAAGAAGAACUUAGCUCAGGCGCAAGCGCUGACAGGACUUCCGGUUCUCCACCUUCGUCGGAGCAGACCGGAAAUUCGCUUGGCGUUAGCGGAAGUUUGUCGGAGCGGGACGUCAAAAGGGAAGUCGACACGUUCCUCCAGUAUGUUUCAGAACUCCAUGCACACCGUUGCUUAUGCAAAAUGCCACGCCAAAACUACCACGACUCCAACGGCUUCAUGCACGCUGGGACGAGUCCUCUUUACGUCCCGACCACAAGGGCUGUGCUUCCAAUGCAGUACGUGUCCUCGGGAAGUGGCCAGGGUGCCAGCAGCCCUAAUAACGGGAUGUGGGCCAUGCAGCCCGACCAUACAAGCUACGCUACAAACACGUCCCAUCAGUCCAUGUCUCAAAGGUUUGCCUUCCCACCCACUCCUAGUCCUCCAAUCAGCAGCCCCGGGGGACGAUCCGAAGGUAGCUUCGGAAGCCCUAUACACAGGGCCCCUGGGAUAAGCCCCUACCCAACUUACAUGGGUGCAGAUCUCGGCCCCUGGAACUUCAACAGCAUGGCCUUAGGGCAAGGAAUCACCCCCGGACAGAGGGUACGAGGAGCAGACGGUGUGGAGUACUUUGCGGAUCUGGAGGGUAGAGAAUGUGUCAACUGUGGCGCCAUAUCCACUCCAUUAUGGCGGCGAGACGGAACCGGACAUUACCUCUGCAACGCAUGCGGACUGUAUCACAAAAUGAACGGGAUAAACAGACCGCUCAUUAAGCCGCAGCGCCGUCUGUCGGCUUCACGGAGAGUAGGUUUAUCCUGUGCUAACUGUCACACGACGGCUACCACCCUGUGGAGAAGGAACAAUGAAGGGGAGCCCGUGUGUAACGCCUGUGGACUUUACUACAAACUACAUGGGGUGAAUAGGCCUCUAGCUAUGAAGAAAGAUGGAAUACAAACGAGAAAGAGAAAGCCCAAGAACUUAUCUAAAACCAAAACGCCAGUGAAGUCAGAACCAAACGGCGAUGUCAAACCGGCGAACUCUCCACCAAUGGGGGCAGUCCAAGCCGCCCAGGCUGUUCAAACGUCAGUGGCAGUCUCCUCUGUGAACAACAACCACACGGGAAUGUUACUUAACAACAACAACAACAACAACGUUCAGAGAUCGCCUCACUCGAAUCUCACAGAUACGGGUUCUAAUCUUCACGGAAUCCCAAACCUGUCACAGCCAUGCAAUCAAAACGUCUUUCCCAGUCCGCCUACGCCAAAGUCCGCCGUUGGAAGUUUGGAGAACGAUUCUGUGCAUAGUGUUCAUUCUCAUGCACACACACAUGCGCAUACACAUGCGCACAACGGUUUGGGAAUUCAUUCUUCGGAGCCAUCGUCGAUGCACACUGUACCAGUGGGAGCGAACUAGAGCUUGAAGUGGUAAUAUAGUGACAUGUAUUUUUAUUUAGUUUGCCCCUUGACUUUGGUAAUGUUGCAAACAUUUUAUUUAAUAAACUAUGCAUAGUUUCUUUAUACGACGGAUGAACUCGUGGUCCAUCAACGUGCAGAUUUCCCUCCGAAAAUAAAAUCUGUGCCUUAUAUUUUUUUGGCGGGUAUCGUCGGUCACAUGGACUGGCCAAAAGUGAAUUUUACCUUUGUGACUGUUAAACAUUGACCGAGGAACUCAUUACGCUGGGCGCCCACAAGGAUACCUCAUCUCUUAGCUGUUAUUUGUGCAUAUAUUACUAUACUUAUAUCGACAAUAUAGAUCUUCAAAAAUAUUUGUUUGCAAAGAGACUUUCUUGAGAACAAGAUUUACGGCUUAUACCCCUUUUGCCAAAUGUACUCAUCUUAAACACCACUAGAGGCUGUUGUGAGAACAAAUUUGUUUUUACUGAAUUUCUACUGCAUGUGCCUUAAUUUGUUAUUUAUCUUUUGGUCAGAGAAGGAAGAGUUAUAUGAAUAUAUUAAUCUCAUAAUUUCUAUCUCAAAGCAAUGUGUACUUAACUUGGAGGGGGUAUUCUUCUUUUCCUGUUUAUAUAUAAACAUUCGUUAUACGGGAAUCAGCUGCAAUGGGGGUCGAUUUUGACAAACCUUUACUACCUUAUGUAAAUAUGAAAAAAUAAAA
Liolophura sinensis is the source of this 2626-nucleotide messenger RNA. Its product is annotated as transcription factor GATA-4-like. The coding region runs from base 719 to 1927 and encodes 402 amino acids. Gene Ontology annotation, cellular component: nucleus. The transcript has 6 exons. Gene Ontology annotation, molecular function: zinc ion binding; DNA-binding transcription factor activity, RNA polymerase II-specific; RNA polymerase II cis-regulatory region sequence-specific DNA binding. The record is from RefSeq and is a predicted model, not a curated record. NCBI's taxonomy places the organism in Eukaryota, Metazoa, Mollusca, Polyplacophora, Chitonida, Chitonidae. Gene Ontology annotation, biological process: positive regulation of transcription by RNA polymerase II; negative regulation of transcription by RNA polymerase II; cell fate commitment.